AUGUCGUAUAUUGUUCCUAACACUGACUUUUCCGAUGAACAAUGGAUGCAUUGGCUCCAGCUUCAUGAAACUAGUAGUCUAUGGCCGGGAGUAUUCGAUGACGGUGGAAUUUUCAAGCGGUUAUCCGAGGAGAUACCGUUAGAUGCAUUACCGCCUACCACCCCAGUCCAAGAUACUACGUCGGCCGAAGAUACCACGGGACUGGACGAUGCCACUCCGGUCGGAGGCACGGCCGCAGUCGAAGAUGCAACUGCUACACCUAUCACAAGUAAUAGUACACCCAACGAUAGCGACACUUCCUUCAUUUUCGACGAAGGGGGAUUUCGCGACUAUCACAAACUCUCUCGCCGCGCACAAACAACGACUCUGGAACCUGACACUGGUCUGAGACUAUUCAAGGAUAGAUAUCCCGAUUGCACACGAAGCAGCAUCGUCGUCGAAAUCAAACUCAAAGGCCAUAAUAAGUGGAGCUACGAUUGGUCCGUCUCAUUCUCCUCCAACGAGCCGUUCAAUGAAGCAAACCGUGAGGGAGAUAUUGUGUUAAGGGUCAAUCAGCGCUGCGCAGCAUGCGUCAAAGUACUUGGCGAAGCUAUCUCCGCAAUCACCGAAUUUACCAAAGAAAACCGCAAUGCGAAUCCACCCAUCUCGAACUUUUACGUGCUCAUCCCCCAGGGCUCUAGAUCCAACUAUGCACUCCUCAGGUUUUUUCUCUAUGUGGAGCAAGGAGUCCACCUGGAAAAUGAUGACCCUGGCUGGUGCAUCGACGUGUACAAUGAACUUGCGGUGAUUUUGGAGAGGAUGCGAGAACUAAGGACGCAAGGAAUUAAUGUCAAGCUGUGGCAAAGGGUUUAG
This is a messenger RNA of Fusarium redolens, 852 nucleotides long. RefSeq lists its product as uncharacterized. Bases 1 to 852 code for a protein of 283 amino acids. The record is from RefSeq and is a predicted model, not a curated record. The transcript is spliced from 2 exons. NCBI's taxonomy places the organism in Eukaryota, Fungi, Ascomycota, Sordariomycetes, Hypocreales, Nectriaceae.